Ictalurus furcatus (blue catfish) is the source of this 3694-nucleotide messenger RNA. It is a transcript of the gene oprk1, whose product is annotated as opioid receptor, kappa 1. Gene Ontology annotation, molecular function: neuropeptide binding; dynorphin receptor activity. The transcript is spliced from 4 exons. Gene Ontology annotation, cellular component: membrane; neuron projection. The record is from RefSeq and is a predicted model, not a curated record. Gene Ontology annotation, biological process: neuropeptide signaling pathway; G protein-coupled opioid receptor signaling pathway; sensory perception of pain. NCBI's taxonomy places the organism in Eukaryota, Metazoa, Chordata, Actinopteri, Siluriformes, Ictaluridae. Bases 492 to 1619 code for a protein of 375 amino acids.
AUAGGUGUGCAACAAUUAUUGGCACCCUUUUAGUCGAUACUUUGUGCUACCUCUGUUUUGCCAAGAUAGCAGCUCAGAGUCUUCUCCUAUAAUACCUGAUGAGCUUGGAGAACACUUUUAAAUCCACCGAGGAUUGUUUUUGUUGCCUCCCUCUUCCAUCCUACAGCAAGGAAUGAAAUCGAAAAAAAAAAGAAAGAAAGAAAAAAGAAAAAAAGCCCACGCUGCAAACACUUCCUGUAGAUUCCUUCCAAACUUCAUUGAGAGUCGGAGUGUGUCUCUGCGGGCGUUUCAGCCAGUGCGCUGCGCUCUGAUGUCAUCAGGCGGCCACAGCUGGAGCGCCUCUGUAGCGCCAGUGCGUGUGAAAAACGCAUCCUGUGCGGGAACAAACACGCAUCAUACUGCUUUCCACGCAGCGGAGAGUUUCUAUAAGCCUGUUAUUUAUUUAUUUUUGCACCUCGCCUAUUUGAACGAACUAACGGGAAUACGAGGAGAUGGAUAUCAACGUGAUGCAGAUUUUAAAAGAGGAUCAGUGUCCUACUGCUGGUGUUGAGGAGUGUUUGGUGAACUUGGACUCGCUUUCGGAUGCGCCUCUGAACUCCUCAGGGAAUGAGAGCUGGCCGAGGGAGGUCGAGACCCUGUCCCCCAUCGUGCCUGUCAUCACAGCUGUCUACUCUGUGGUGUUCGUCGUCGGCCUGGUGGGAAACUGCCUGGUGAUGUAUGUCAUUAUAAGAUACACUAAGAUGAAAACAGCCACCAAUAUCUACAUCUUCAAUCUGGCAGUAGCUGACGCCCUCGUGACCACCACCAUGCCCUUUCAGAGCACAGAUUACCUGCUCAACUCGUGGCCCUUUGGAGAAGUGGUCUGCAAGGUCUUCAUCUCCAUCGACUACUACAACAUGUUCACCAGCAUCUUCACUCUCACCAUGAUGAGCGUCGACCGCUACGUGGCCGUGUGCCACCCAGUCAAGGCCCUGGAUUUCCGCACACCCGUCAAGGCCAAGAUCAUCAACAUCCUCAUCUGGGUUUUAUCCUCGGCUGCUGGCAUCCCGGCCAUGGUUCUUGGAAGUACUCAGACCAACAAUGGCACUACAGAGUGUGCUCUGCAGUUCCCUGAGCCCUAUGUCUACUGGGACACACUGAUGAAGAUCUGUGUAUUCGUCUUCGCUUUCGUGGCACCUCUGCUCAUCAUUAGUGUGUGUUAUACUCUAAUGGUGCUGCGACUGAAGAGCGUUCGCAUGCUAUCAGGCUCACGUGAGAAAGAUCGCAAUCUGCGGCGUAUCACGCGUCUUGUUCUCGUCGUGGUGGCUGUGUUCGUCGUGUGCUGGACGCCCAUUCACAUCUUCAUCCUGGUGAAGGCCCUGGCGCCUGGCGUGCCCGAGACCACCGCCGUCAUGGGCGCCUACUUCUUCUGCGUGGCACUCGGGUACACUAACAGCAGCCUCAACCCCAUCCUCUAUGCCUUUCUGGAUGAGAAUUUCAAGCGCUGCUUCCGUGAUUUCUGCUGCCUGACACGAAGCAAAGCAGACGGAGUGGGCGUGACACGGGUCAGGAGCACCCUCCGCGAGCACACGUGCCAGGUAGAGGGCAGAGGUGAGAGAGGCCGUGGCAGAUCGGUAUGACUAGCUGUGGAGCUCUCCUCCUUCCAAGGCCUGGAAAUCUCCAAUGACCUGGGAUUGACACAGAUCACCACCACCUUCUGAGGAGGAAAUGGACGAAGACGGGCCUUUUACGGUGUGAGAGCCACAUCCUCACGGAGCACGUAAAAAAGAAUUGUUCCAUAACGUAGUGUCUAAAACAAGCAUCUCAUUCCACUAUCCAUUUUUUUAGAUUCACUUCUGCAGUCUUAUUAAUAAAUACUAAAUGCUUAUCUCAAUAGUUUAACUAAACAUCGUCUCACUACCUAGAAUGUCUGAAGGCUUCAGCAGAGCUUUAGACACCAGCUCCAGCGCUCCGUCAAAUCAGCUGACUUGCCUGCAUUAGUCCCUACCCAACUCCCACAGACCUUCAUGUGCCAUAUUUCCCAUGUCCGAUUGCUCCCGAGCCAGAUACCAAAGACAGUGUCUGAUAAAUCACGAAUGACGGUUGUAGGCGAUGCUCUGUAUCUGAGUAUUACACAACUGAAUCCUCCAUCUAAGUGCAUUAUAAACAAAAAAUGGAGUUGGAUGCAAUGGGCUUUACUUCACAUGUGGGAAUUUAAAAAAGAAGAACUGUGUGGACAUGUGAUUGGGGAUAACUUUUAUGAAGACUGUGAAUUAAGCAUUUAAUACAUACGUGUAUAAAACAUAUAAUUUCACCAGUGAACCACGAUCAUAACGUGGGAUUCAGUGUGUGAUUUAUUGUUUUUUUUUUUAAAUCGUCAUGAGCGACACUUAUCUGCGUCAGCAGGAAAAUCACCGUUAUACAUAUUAUACAUAGACGUAAACAAAUGCCGAUUGCUGCUUUUCGCUACAUUUUGUAAUUGAUCGUGUGUAAAAAAAAUAAAUAAAUAAAAUAAAUAAAUAACACUUUUAGAAAAGUGCUUCUUAGUGUAAAAAAAAAAAAAAAAUCGGUAUCAAAUUUGAUAUUUAGUGACGGUUAGAAAUAUUUCGUAUCAAAAGAGGUAUCAAGAAAACGAUUUCUAGACCUCUUGCUGCGAAUCUUAUUUGUAGUAUUUGGACAGAGGGCUCUACAAAUGCUAAAAACUUGAAUCUGUCGUUAAGUUGUAUAUGUUCGAUACCGUUUGGUGUCUUACUCGGAAGAACAUAGUUCACGGUGACAUUUUGAACGGAAUAUCGUUGUCAGUAAAGUUCAUUAGAUUUCAUCUAAAGGUAUUACAUAACCAUGUGAUAAAUUAUGCUACGGUAUUUUUAUUAUUAUUUUUUUUUUGAUAAUGUCUAAAGCAGCACACUGUGCGUCGUUAAGGAAAGGUCAUUAACGUCAGAUAUUGACGUGUUUGUGUUUGGUCAUCUUUCUUUAAUGAUCAUGCAGUAUUGUAUAUUAAUGUAAGCGCUGACUAUGUGAAUGGGUUUGCCUGUAGAUACCGUAAUGAUUAGUGACAACAUCUGUGGCUCUACAAAUCAACAUUCUUAAACACUGUCAGGAGAGAGGAGUUUGGAUUAUAUUUAAAAAAUUUAUAUACAUAUAAUUUACAAUAUGUCAUGUCACCUUUUUUUGGCGCAGUACCUUUUCCAUUGUACAGUUGUACAGUAUGAGAUCUUUGCUGUUUUGUUUGUGUUUGUUUAUCACUUUUGAUUGAUGCACUUUCUUUUGUAAAAUGUAAACACAGUAACCAACUAUUUGAUGAUGGGGAGCCAUAUCUGUAGGCAGCACUGUGGUGCAACUCACAAGGGUCCCUAGUUUGAUCCUGAGCUUGAGAUUUGCAUGCUCUCGCCAUUGUCCUUUGGAUUGUCUGGUUACCUCCCACCUCCCCCCAAAAAAUCAAGCUGGUAGAUGAUUUGGUGUGUGUGUGUGUGUGUGUGCGGAUGGGGGAGGGAGUAGGGGUCGGGAUGGCGAUUGCACGCAUGGUGCCCUGUGCUGGAUUGACGUCACACAGGGUGUUCCCAGCAUUCCCAGGCUCUCCUUAACCCUGAAUAGGAUAAAGUGGUUCCUGAAGAUGAAUGAAUGCAUCUUCUCUGUGUAGCUACAGUAUUAUUUGGCUUGUAUGUAACUUGUAAAAGCUGUUACUAAAUUCAACGGUGUAAUAAAAUAAUAAAAU